AUGGCAGCAGAGCACGAGGAGCCCGGCAGGUUGCAUGAAGUCAUGACAGCUAUGCCGAUCGUGCUACUCAACUUGACGAACUUCUCGGGCAUCUUGCACAAUGUAGACGUGCCGAGCAGAGAUAUCGCUUACAGGGCCGGGAACAUCACUGCUGACCUCGGGAUGCUUUAUGACAAGGUGCAAGGCUUUCUCCUCGCCUUGCACGACCAAAUGAACCCGGAAGAUGCAACGAGGUACUGCCCCUUCGAGACCGAGCGUGUGAUUCCAGCAUGCAUUGUCAUCGCGACUUGCCUCAUUCAAAAGGUUGUGCCCGCCGAAAUCUCGAUGGACGCCUUUGCGUCCCUCAUGGAGCAGGUGCGGCGCUUCGAGGAUAUCACAUGGCCUUUGCUCAAGACAGCCUUGAUUGGCGAGCACGAGCCGAACGUGCAAACGGAUUCCUAUGUACCCGACGCAUAUAGGUGUGAUGGCGUUCAAGAAGCGGAUCCUCACUCGCUUGUCAGUCCAGCCUUUGUGCAAAUCGAAGCAAAGGCGGCAGAGAGCUCAGAGCAUUCAGAGACCCUGGCGAUGUCAUCGGCCAUGCGACAUGCCUCCGCUCGCACACACCGCAUUCUGGAUGCGCAUCUUAUGAAUUCAUCUAUGCAGACGACAGCCAUGCAGUUGGAGAAGCUUUGGCAUCCGAUCUGCAAGAAGCUUCCUUGUGAUCCGUCCAACAUGUACGACGUCUUCCUUGCUUGGCACAAGCAGAGCAUGGCCCUGUGCCAGACAUCUGCCGUCGGCCAUCUUCGCCUGGAGAUUCACCAGCGUGUGAGGCUAGACAUGCGGCUGCAGCGCUUUGUUUCCGAGCACUACUUCGAGCACGUCUCCUUCUUUAACGAGAAAGGGGUGUUGCACAGCUCGCGGGAGUCCGUGGUGAACUACGGCAAGAGAGGACGCGAGGCUGUCAUGGGCCUGGUGAUCCCAUACAUGCAGAAGCUUGCAGACACCGACGGAGAGAGAGCUGUGCGGUUGGUGGAUCACGUCGAGCUCAUCAAGUUUGCACGGGACAUGGAGAAGGAGCAGGAGGGAAACCGGAAGAUCAGGCGUGUGUCGCAGCAUGCAAUCGGGCAGAGCGAGGAAACCAAGGACCUCGAGGAAGACCUGGACGAAGAUGUGAAGGAAGCAGACGCUGAGGACGAGGUGAAGGGCCGCCCUGGCCCUGCUGGCCCUUCCGCAGAGGACGUGUCCCUUCUGUCGGAGAGCGUGAACCUGACAGAUGGCUUUGCCACCUCCCACUGGUGCACGAGGAACACGAUCGUGUUCUGGAACCACAAGCACCAGCACUACUUUCGUAUGUCCAAUUGGCGAAUCGAGCGAGGACACAAGGGAUGGCUGGGCAGCAUCCCCUACGGGUGGACAUGGGAGCGGUUCACCUGCGUUGAUCUAGGGGGUGGCAACUUCGCGUUUCACAACACCUUCCACAACCGCUUCAUGCGCAUGAACGGUGAUGGCUGGAUGGAUCGAAGCGACCCGUGCGACAGGAACAAGUUGCCUGACCACUGGGGUUGGGAGCGGUUCAAAAUGAAGGACAUGGGCGACGGACACUGGGCCUUGUUCAGCACGGCGCACAACAAGUUCGUGAAGAUGGACAAGGGCGACGGUAUCGUUGCCAGUGGCUGGAGGAAAGGUGCCUGGGAUAUUCCAGCCCGUUGGAAUUACGAGAAGUUCUAUAUUCAGAAGGCGUCAAGAGAGAUUGCUUCACCGAAGGCCUUCUGGUUUGUGGACAGAACGGUGGCCAUAUGGAGCCACCAGCACCAGCGUUACGUUCGUCUGAGGAAAGGCAAGGUCGAGAAGGGUGGCGCCGGUUGGAGAGAUCCAUUUCCAAAUUGGGGCCACGAGCGGUUCACGCCAGUGAUGGCCGGCCACGGAGAAGUGGCCUUUUACAACGCCGAGAACCGCCGCUUCAUCCGCAUGAACAGCGACGGCUACUUAGACGACAGUGACAAGAUGUCCCAGUGGCAACUGCACGACGGGAUGACCUGGGAGCGGUUCAAGGUCGUGGAUAUGGGCGAGGGACACAUUGCUUUGUACAGCUCGGUUCACAGGAAGUUCUGGAAGAUGAAUGGCGAGGAGAAUAACCUUGUGACCGGCCCUGAAAUGGACUAUUGGAAAGUGAACACAAAUUGGGGUAACGAAAAAUUCUUCCUUGUGGAAGUCGGCGAGAAGAAGAACUGCAACUUUUGGUGCAGGCUCCGGCGCGGCAUCGAGAAGGUAGUGAAAGCCGUUGCAGACUUUGUGGUAAAGCUCCUUUCAUGCUUCGGACAGUGGGUGUUCACGGAAUCCGUUGGCUAUAGCAGAUCCAUCAGCACACAUGCUGCCGUGAACUUUGGCGUGUCUGCUGGCGUUUCAACCCCUAGCAUCAAGUCGAUAAUUGAGCAAGCGACGUCUCCGGGCAUGUCAGUUUCCUUGUGGGCAUCUCUGGGAGCAGGCGCGACAGCCGAGUGGCUUUGGUCGGGUCUCGGCGUGGCCCUCUACAUGAGCUGCGGUGGAGCGGCGGACGACAGCUCUGGGGGUUGCUACUUUGGCGUCUCCGUCGGAGCCAUCUUUUCGGCUUGGGCGAAGGCCUGGGCAGAACCUAGGUGCCCCUUCGGGCCGACGCUCUUCGGUGCCUUCCAGUGUUCGAGAUCAGUCGGUGGCACCUUCCUGCUCAUUUGCUGCAGCUACAGCAUCUUGACUGGUGAGAACAGCUGCCGCUGA
Messenger RNA from Symbiodinium sp. CCMP2456, 2733 nucleotides. The record is from the annotation of a GenBank genome assembly. NCBI's taxonomy places the organism in Eukaryota, Dinophyceae, Suessiales, Symbiodiniaceae.